AUGGAUAACGUUAGUGUUGAAAACAGUCAAGUAACUGUUAAAAAGUUGGUGAUGACGAAUGUUCUGGAAAAAGUUUAUCCUAACGUUCAAAAAGGAGGAUAUUAUGCUCCUAUAGACUGCCAAACCAGGAACAAAGUUGGCAUAUUAGUUCCAUAUAGAGAUCGAGCGACGCAUCUUCCGAUUUUUAUUUAUAACAUCCACCCCUUUUUGAUAAAACAAAAAUUGCAGUACAGAAUAUUUAUUAUAGAACAAGCAGGUCAGGAUUUAUUCAACAGAGGACGACUUUUCAACGCCGGUUUCCUAGAAAUGAUGAAACUUGGCGAUUGGUGUUGCGUGAUAUUCCAUGACGUAGAUUUGCUCCCGCUGAAUGAAGAGAUACUGUAUACUUGUCCGAUUUGGCCGAGGAAUAUGUGUGGGAACAUUGUUGAUGACAAGAACCCAAAAUCGCGCACCCUAUUCGGCGGUGUGUCCGCUACGGAUGUCAAGCAAUUUAAAAAUGUGAAUGGUUAUUCCAACGACUACUGGGGCUGGGGUGGCGAGGACAAUGACCUUUUUAGAAGGUUACAGGACUUCGGUUAUCCAGUGGUAAAAUACGAUAAAAAGAUAGCGCGCUACACGUCUCUUCCACAUCUUGGACAAAGUCGAAACAAAGACAGAUUUAAUUUACUGCAUGGCGCUAUCAAGAGGUACAAGCAUGAAGGUCUUUCUACAUUGCGAUAUAAAGUUCUUUCGUUGACAUUACAUCAUCUAUACACACACUUUCUCGUUGAUAUUAAUCCCAACAAAGAAACUGUAAAAUAAACAA
Molecule: messenger RNA, 805 nt
Organism: Zerene cesonia (dogface butterfly)
Lineage: Eukaryota; Metazoa; Arthropoda; Insecta; Lepidoptera; Pieridae
Product: beta-1,4-N-acetylgalactosaminyltransferase bre-4-like
Exons: 7
Coding region: 1-801 (266 amino acids)
Biological process (GO): glycosphingolipid biosynthetic process; carbohydrate metabolic process
Molecular function (GO): N-acetyl-beta-glucosaminyl-derivative 4-beta-N-acetylgalactosaminyltransferase activity
Source: RefSeq, a predicted model, not a curated record